Molecule: messenger RNA, 1406 nt
Organism: Podospora pseudocomata
Lineage: Eukaryota; Fungi; Ascomycota; Sordariomycetes; Sordariales; Podosporaceae
Exons: 2
Coding region: 342-1370 (342 amino acids)
Biological process (GO): SREBP signaling pathway
Cellular component (GO): endoplasmic reticulum; Dsc E3 ubiquitin ligase complex
Source: RefSeq, a predicted model, not a curated record
GACAACUUGUAGCUCUCAAAGCAUUGUCGGUAGUAUGUUUGCAGCCUAUCCUAAAUCAUCAGAUUGUCAGGUUCUAACACCCACUAACCCUAACCCUUAAAUGCCAAGCCAGCCAAGAUCCCCGCGGCCGGCACUCGCUUGCAACGGGCGGGCCGCGUGAGCUCACUUUGGAAGGUCGUCAGUUUGGCAGUUUGCGCCCAGCAUCCAACUUGGACAUUCUCCGUCGCUUGCUAACCCGCUUUUAACGACCGAUGGCUGUCUUGUCACAUUGGGAAUCAGCGAUGUGAGGACACCACGUACAUUAAUGUACCAUUACUGUUUGCUUUCGACCUCGGCGAGCUAUGAACGAUGAUCCGGGCUCGAGCUCCACGGCCCGCCCCAACACCAACACCACAGACCCAGAUCACUCCGAAGGGUCCACGACAGAGGCCAGCAGUAGGAACGAUGGCCAGUCCAGCGACUCUGAGGUCAAGAAUAAGCAACGGGUGGGCUUGGCCAAGAAGCUCGAGUUCGUGACACACCUUCAGAGGAGUCUCGACAUGCUGGUCUGGUCGUAUAUGUGCACACUAUACUACAUGGAAUGCUCCCUCUCCCGACUCAUAAUCCGCGGCCUUCCCCACCUCGCCUUCCUCUCCCCAAAAGAAGGCCUCCUCCUGCCUGCUCAGCGUCCACAUCUCUUCGCCAUCUUCCUCCCAGCUUUUUUCUGCAUACUCUUCCAUCUCGUCCUCUCCCUCCCCGUCGCAGGCGAAGCAACGCGAGGAUACCUCCAGGGCGGUGUCCUAAUCGACUUCAUCGGCCAACACCCGCCCAAAACCCGACUGACCUUCCUCUCCAUUGACAUCACAAUAUUCCUCAUACAAUGCCUCAUGCUCGCCGUCCACCAGGACCGCGAGCGCCUCAAAAAAGCAGUCUUCCCCUCGCUGAGAACUAUCAUCCCCGGCGACGAGGCGCAACUAGAUGUCCCCCCGGCAAUAGCGCAGGACCACGACGCGGAAGAGAGAGGGGUGCUAAGCGACCAGACAUUUAUGGUGGAUAACGAAGGGAUCGAACUGCGGCCGCUCAACCAAUCUGGGAGGGAAGGAGAUAAUGACAAUGAUAAUGACGAACGAGAAAGGAUGGGAUCGGGGCCGUAUGCCUCUGUGACGACAACGGUGGACAUGAUAGAUAUCAUGCGGUCUGGCAACGCGGUGCUGGGGAAUUUCCACGUUGUGAAUGCCGUCAGGACGGUGGGAAGCGGGGUACAGAAUACGGCAGCGUACUCGUUGCGAAGUUUUGGUUAUAACGCUACUCUUGCAGCUUUGGCGGCUGAGAGGAGGAGCAGGCUGGUUAGGUUGCGGCAGCCGGGAACGGCGACAACAUUGCCAACAUAAUAGAUGUCUAACUAAUACAAUAAAAAAGCGAGCGGA